Paraglomus brasilianum is the source of this 1959-nucleotide messenger RNA. NCBI's taxonomy places the organism in Eukaryota, Fungi, Glomeromycota, Glomeromycetes, Paraglomerales, Paraglomeraceae. The record is from the annotation of a GenBank genome assembly.
AUGGAAGAGACACAAAAAGAUCCAAAUCCCAGUUUAUCCAGUCACGCAGGCUCCGGCUCACAGUCUAUUAGCCAAGACGUACACAUGGAAGACGCCAGUGGAAAUCAUUCUAACACCACCAAUAAUGCUACUACUGGUGGUGACGUGUCCAACCAUGGCAGUAGUGGCGGCAACAAGGAAUCGUCAACUGACGAAGGAAACCCACCAAUUAACGAUCAACAAAGAAUAGUCGAAGAAUUCCAAUACUUGCUGGAAAAGAGUCAGCAGAUGUUUGCUGGUCUAAGGGAAUUGCCCCCUACUGGUGGUCGACAAUGGCAGCCCCAUUUCCAACGAACGUUCGAGGUUUAUACUAAGUUGUGGAAAUUUCAGCAACAAAACAGAUAUGUCCUGGAAAAUAAGGAUAAUUAUGGUUUGAAACGCUGGGAAGUUGGCGAAAUUGCAUCGAAGAUUGGGCAGCUUUAUUACCAUUAUUAUCUGCGCACUAGUGAGACGAAUUACCUUCACGAGUCUUAUAUCUUCUAUGAAGCAAUUCGAGAUCGAGCAUACUUUAAAGACGUGCUGGAUCUCAAAAACCCGGCUUUAAUGAUUAAGAAAUUGAGAUAUUACGCCCGUUUUAUCGUAGUGUGUUUACUUCUGAAUAAUAAGGAAGUUGUGCAACAAUUGAUGAAUGAAUUACACGGUUUGGUUAACGACUUUGUCAGGAUAUUCAAGCCUGUUGAUUCGGUGGAAUGGCAACAAGUUCUUCGGGAGAUAGCAAAUUUUUUAGAAGCAGAGAAGAAACUAAUACCUCAUACAUCUGAAGGACAACAUUUGAGUGUACCCCGACGAUUGCAAAUUGAACGCAGUCCGAGACUUGAUAAGGACGGCUUACCAAGACUGAAACUGGCAGAAGCCAUCCUCGUUGGCAAUUAUCAGAACCAAAUCAAAUUUUCGGAGCUUACAUUGGAUAUGUACCAUAUACUACAGUCACUCGAGCGGGAGCCUGCCUCCUCUAAGGGGUCAUCUUCAGAGAAUCCUUUAGUAGUCGAAAAGGUAUCAAGUAAAGACGAGAACACCGUUGAAGAACAAUCAAACGUAGUGGCCUCGCAUGAUAAAAAUAAUUCCCGAAGAAUUAAUCCGCACAAGUAUCUUCUGUACAAACCGACUUUGAGUCAGUUGAUGGUUUAUAUAGCAACAGCAUUCAAGGAAAUAAAUGAGAACUCUGCCUUGCUAUUAUACUUGUCCGCCGAUGGGAUCAAACGUCCAAUUAGUGAAGAAAAUUUCGUUACUGGAUAUAACGGUGGGAUUGUGACUAGCUCACGAAAAGCGUUCGACAAGACAGACAUAGUAGAUACUAAUAGCUUGGUCAAUUGCUUACAUCCGAAUGACUUGGUUCCAUUUACGAGAAAGCCGCUUUUCUUGAUUGUUGACAGUCCCAACAGCACAGCAUUUUCUAGUUUUCCACGAGUUUUUGACCAACCAUUUUGUUGCCUCAUGUCGCCAACCGAGUAUCCUCCUUCCAUUACUGAUACGUCCCAGAUAGGCAGUCUGCUCACACUUUUCUUGCAUGCUCCACUUCUCGCCUUCGCGUUCCUCUCUGGAAUACACGAGCUAGCUAAGGAAUCAUGGGACAGAUGUCUGACGCUUAUGACCGAGAUGGAGACCGAUAUAGUUGAACUUUUUAACAAGUCUGAUUUAGAGAAAUCAGUAAAACGCUUCCUGCAGGAUGACUUCCUUCGUCAAUUUUUGGUGAGAUUCGUACUUUGCCAGGCACUUUUAAGAGCACACACGGCAUUUCAGAAUGAAAAGCAUUAUCCAACAUCUAGUCCGUCUUUACCUUCCGAAUUAACCGUUACAACCGAAUUAUUCGUUAAAAUCCAACAGCUUGUAAAGGAAGCGCAUGUAGAACCCCUUUAUUCUUUCUCCCCAGAAUCAAUUGGGAUAGAUAUUUCAUCUUCGGAGAUGGUCUUGAAUAAAUAG